Pneumocystis murina B123 is the source of this 684-nucleotide messenger RNA. RefSeq lists its product as hypothetical. Bases 1 to 684 code for a protein of 227 amino acids. Gene Ontology annotation, biological process: chromosome segregation; CENP-A containing chromatin assembly. The transcript is spliced from 6 exons. NCBI's taxonomy places the organism in Eukaryota, Fungi, Ascomycota, Pneumocystomycetes, Pneumocystales, Pneumocystaceae. The record is from RefSeq and is a predicted model, not a curated record. Gene Ontology annotation, cellular component: chromosome, centromeric region; nucleus; chromatin.
AUGGCAGAAAUAACAGAGGAAUCGCCAACAGUAUUUCAAUGCGUGAAUUGUAGAUCAGUAGUUGGUGAUUCAUAUGCAUGGUCUAUAUCACAUAGAGAAAAUAAUACAAUUACAUUAUCUGAAGUUCCAGAAGAUAGUAUCAUAGAAUCGGAAGUAGAGGAAUGUACACCUCAUGGUAAUUUUACAGAAAUAUCAUGUAAGCAUUGUAAAGGAAAUUUGGGUCGUAUUUAUAAAUCGACACCGAGACGGUUGGACGAUAUUCGUGAUAUGUUUACAUUUAAUCUUGAUAAUAUUAUAUCAUAUCAGCUUGGUCCAAAAAAAUCACGAUCUAUUCAAUCGGUUAAUGGUAUUUUUGGUUCCUCUAUUGAUAUGGAAAUACAGAAUGAAAUUAAUAAACUUAAAAGUUUUACAGUUGCUGUUUUUGAACAAGUUGAAGAACUUCAAAAUCGAAGUACAUUUUUGGAAACUGAAUUACAAAAAGUUAAAAAUUUUAGUCUUGAUCUUUUAGCUAAUAGUGACGAAUAUUCUUUUCACAAUGACCAUUCCGAUUUCUCUCGAAAACAAACCCUUUCUCAUGUUAGGGUACCUUCAUCUACUUCUGAUUCACAUGAACUUGCACAUCAUCUUCGUAAACGAUCACAUGGCAUUGAAUAUAAUUUAAAGCGUCUUUCAAAUAUAGGUUAA